This is a messenger RNA of Magnolia sinica, 810 nucleotides long. RefSeq lists its product as uncharacterized. The record is from RefSeq and is a predicted model, not a curated record. Lineage: Eukaryota; Viridiplantae; Streptophyta; Magnoliopsida; Magnoliales; Magnoliaceae. The transcript has a single exon. Bases 1 to 810 code for a protein of 269 amino acids.
AUGAUCCAAUUCUUCGACGCCAUUCAAGAUGCGGGGCUUUUAGAUGCAGGCUUCGUCGGUAACAGAUUCACGUGGAGCAAAAAUCACGUUGGGAUGACUUGUGUUUGGGCCGGGUUGGACCGGGUUCUUCUCAACGAUAGAUGGGCAGCUGCCUUCCCCGCCUUCAGCAUGGAACACUUACCCAGGGCCAACUCCGAUCACUCCCCUCUUUUGCUGUCGUUCCUGCCCCAGCAUCAGCCCAAAAUCAGGCUUUUCCGCUUCCUCAGAAUGUGGACGCUUCAUGACAUGUUCCAGCAAGUCAUCAAGAAGGCAUGGGAAGGUGAAUGCUCUAACCAACCCAUGAUUAACGUGCAACUCAAGCUUAAGAAGACGAAGCAGCUGCUAAAGGUUUGGAACAAGAAGGUUUGUAGGAACGUCUUUCAGCAGAUCAAAAAAGCAGAAGAUGAUUUACAGCGCAUUGAAUUCAGAAUGCAGGGGUCUCUCAGUGACAAUCUGCUCCAGGAAAACGUUGCUGCCAGGCAACGGCUGGUGCAUCUGGAACUCAUAGAAGACGUAUAUUGGAAACAGAAAGUGAGGAAUCAUUGGCUAAAAGAGACCAACCGAAAUUCUAAACACUUCAAUGCCUUUGCCAGUGAAAAAAUGAGGCGAUCUAUCAUCUCCUCCAUCACAGACGCUUUGGCGAACACCAUCGCAGACCAAGAGCUAAUGAAAGCUGCAACUGUGGCGUUCUUUGAAGAGCUUUUCUCAGCCGAACCUCCCCCCUACCACCAUGACUUCACCUCAGUCAUACCUUCCCUCCUAUCACAGUAG